Molecule: messenger RNA, 1362 nt
Organism: Recurvomyces mirabilis
Lineage: Eukaryota; Fungi; Ascomycota; Dothideomycetes; Mycosphaerellales; Teratosphaeriaceae
Exons: 1
Coding region: 1-1362 (453 amino acids)
Biological process (GO): polyphosphate catabolic process
Cellular component (GO): cytoplasm
Molecular function (GO): phosphatase activity; endopolyphosphatase activity
Source: RefSeq, a predicted model, not a curated record
AUGCCAAAAGAGCAGCGCCGAGAAAAUUAUGAACAAUCUUUGGGUGCAUGGAGAGCACGGCUGCAGGCUACGAAUCAAACAAGAAAACCUCUGAUAGAAAAGGUCACGAACACAUGGCGAGAAGAUGAAAAGUUCCGCGUAGCUGAGGAAUGUGACACCAAAGAACCGAAUUUCUGCGACCUCGACGAUGAAAAUAGCUUCCCGAGCCUCAGCGUGAAGGCCAUAAGGUCACGACGAUUCCGAAGGAUGUUUGCGGUGCUAGUGCUUGUGAGUGUUGGGAUGUAUUAUAUUUGGACACGACACAUUCGGCCGAGCGUACAAGAGGGGUGGGAAUUGAAGCAAGGAUUCUUGCCCGCUCAGGUUAACGGGACGUAUGGUGUUGCGAAGGGCGGGCAUUUCGAUGGUGUGAGGAUUAAGGAUAUCGAUGCAACUUAUGUGCCUGGCGGUAAUAAGGAUCCCGAGGGCAACCGGCGGCUCAUUUUCGUCGGCGAUAUUCAUGGUUGUAAAGAUGAGUUGAAGCAUUUGUUGAAGAAAGUCGACUUCAACAGCAAGACAGAUCAUUUGGUCGCGACGGGAGAUGUGGUAUCUAAAGGCCCGCACAGUCCUGGUGUACUCGACUUGCUCAUCCACUACGGCGCCGAAAGCGUUCGAGGCAACCACGAAGACCGCUUACUUGAAGCCGCGAAGACACUAUCUGGCUCAGACAACAAGCGAGACGAUGCAAUGUCAACGAGCAAGGGCUACUCGAAGGACGCCGAGCUACUCAAAGAACUCAAACCACACCACAUGCGCUUCCUCCACGACAUGCCAUUAAUGCUGCGGAUACCUGCUUUACCCUUCGCCACUUCAUCCUGGCGCAAAGAUAAGCACAAUAUCGCAGAAGAAACAAUAGUCAUCCACGCCGGACUAGUCCCACACGUGCCACUGGAACGACAAGAUCCAUAUUUCGUGAUGAAUAUGCGCAGCAUCGACCACAAAACCCACGUGCCCUCCGCUCUACGCGAGACAAAGAAAGGGAACUCCAAACCGUGGAUGCACAUCUGGAACUGGUAUAACAACAGGCUUGCCAAGGGACGAUCAAUCAAAGGGUUUCAUAUCUGGUCUUAUGCCGAGUGGCUGAAUCAGCGCGUAACCGGAAGCUGGAUCAGUAAUUCUUGGAGCAGCAUGUCUAAGAAGCAACCGCAGCCUCAGCCACAGGUCGCAGUGUAUGGCCAUGAUAGCAAGAUGGGGUUGCAGAUGCAUCGGUGGAGUAAAGGGUUGGAUACUGGAUGUGCGAGUGGUGGGAAGCUGACAGCUAUGGUGCUUGAUGCUAAGGGGAAGACGGAGAUUGUACAGGUCAAGUGUGACAGUUAUCGGACUUGA